Molecule: messenger RNA, 14103 nt
Organism: Numida meleagris (helmeted guineafowl)
Lineage: Eukaryota; Metazoa; Chordata; Aves; Galliformes; Numididae
Gene: TMEM161B
Product: transmembrane protein 161B
Exons: 12
Coding region: 153-1613 (486 amino acids)
Source: RefSeq, a predicted model, not a curated record
UCAGCCGGCGCGGGGCCUGGCGGGCGCUGGGCCGCCGCGGCGGAGCGGAGCGGGGCCGGGCCGGGCUAAGCGGGGCCGGGCGGCGGAUUUAUGCGCUGCGAGCGGAGUCAGGGCGGGCGGCUGGAGCGGCGGGCGGCGCCGGCUGGAGCAGCAUGGGUGUGAUAGGUGUACAGUUGGUGGUUACCAUGGUAAUGGCUAGUGUCAUACAGAAGAUCAUACCUCACUAUUCUCUUGCUCGUUGGCUUCUCUGUAGUGGCAGUUUACGAUGGUAUCAGCAUCCUACUGAAGAAGAACUACGGAUUCUUGCAGGGAAACAAAGAGGGAAGAGCAAAAAAGAUAGAAAAUAUAAUGGUCACAUUGAAAACAAACCUUUAACCAUUCCAAAAGAUAUCGAUCUGCAUCUGGAAACAAAGUCUGUGACUGAAAGGGACACUAUCGCAUUGCAUUACUUUCCUGAAUAUCAGUGGUUGGUGGAUUUCACUGUUGCAGCUACAGUUGUGUAUGUGGUGACUGAAGCGUAUUACAGCAUUAUGAAGCCCUCACAAGAAAUGAAUAUCAGCGUAGUGUGGUGUCUACUUGUCUUGGCUUUUGCAGUUAAGGUACUGUUUUCGUUGACCACUCAUUACUUCAAAGUAGAGGAAGGAGGUGAAAGAUCAGUCUGUGUCACAUUUGGCUUUUUCUUCUUUGUGAAAGCAAUGGCAAUUUUGAUUGUGACAGAAAACUAUCUAGAGUUUGGACUGGAAUCAGGAUUCUCAAAUUUCUCAGAAAGUGCUAUGCAGUUUCUUGAAAAGCAGGGUUUGGAAUCCCAGGGUCCUGUGUCUAAACUAACCUUCAAAUUGUUCCUGGCUGUUUUGUGUUCACUUAUUGGUGCUUUUUUGACAUUCCCUGGCUUGCGACUGGCUCAAAUGCAUCUGGAUGCUCUGAAUUUAGCAACAGAAAAAAUAACACAAACACUGCUACACAUAAACUUCUUGGCACCUUUAUUUAUGGUUCUUCUAUGGGUAAAACCAAUCACUAAAGACUACAUUAUGAACCCACCUUUGGGCAAGGAGAGCAUACCUUUAAUGUCAGAAGAUACAUUUGACACUAUGAGGUUGUGGAUUAUAAUCCUGUUGUGUGCUUUGCGAUUGGCAAUGAUGCGCAGUCAUUUGCAGGCCUAUCUGAAUUUAGCACAGAAAAGUGUGGAUCAGAUGAAAAAGGAAGCUGGCAGAAUAAGCACAGUAGAUUUACAAAAAAUGGUGGCUCGAGUAUUCUAUUACCUUUGCGUAAUUGCACUGCAAUAUGUUGCACCAUUGGUAAUGCUCCUUCACACAACUCUGCUUUUGAAAACACUAGGUAAUUAUUCUUGGGGCAUCUACCCAGAACUGAAUUCCAACACUCCAGUAGAAAACAGUUUGCUUCCCAAUUCAGCUUAUUCUGAAUCUCUACCUGCUGAUGAAAAGAUGAAAGUAACCGUAGUACAAAUAACAAUGGCUUUGGGAAGCCUAAAGAAUAUUUUCACUCCUCUCCUGUUUCGGGGACUCCUGUCGUUCCUUACCUGGUGGGUUGCUGCUUGCCUCUUUUCUACAAGCCUUUUUGGGCUUUUCUAUCACCAGUACCUGACUGUGGCAUGAACAGAUCAACUGAUUAGUAUGAAGUCAAAUUCUAGAUACAAACCCAGGUACCCAAGAGGAGGUGAAGGAAAAAAGAAGAAAGAUAUUUAUGAAGAGAAAACAUAUCACAUUUUUUAAACUCUUCCUCUGUGUUCUCAGGGUGAAUAUUCUUAAAAUGUUUAAAAUCACAACUGGGUUUGUUAGUUUUGUUACCCAAGUAGUAGGUAACUAAUUCAAUUAUAGAGGUGAGACUGAUAUUAUCAUGUGGCAGGCAUUGGUGCACAUGUUGAAAUGUUACAACUGCAGAGUAUCUUGGUUUCCAUAAAGGGGAAGUCACCUUCAACACUUGGAGAAUCAGCAGUCAGUAACUGAACUGUGUGAGUAGGUUCUGGUCAUGCUGAUGGUGGCUACCUGUUAAGUAAAAUACUGAAACUGAGCCAUACAAUGGACAGAAAAAGGGGAUUAAAAAAAGUUCUGUUGGAUAGUUUUUGAUCACUUUUCACCAUGAAAAAUGAAAUAGUCCAACAGGACAAAAGCAAUGCUGUAUAUUACAGUAAGGAAAGUUGUAUAAAAUUUCAAUUUAACAUAAGAUAAAUGUAUGGACCUGGCAGGUAUUGCUGCCUAAAUAUUAUGCAGGAAUGCUUGCACAGUGAAAGGGGAGUUAUAAAAUAUAUAUAUAUAUAUAUAUAUAUAUAAUUUCAGUCCCUAAGUCAUUUUGAAGUAAUGGCCAUCUGUAUUGGUGCUAAUACUGAUCCACAGAUUCCAUUCGGAUCUUUUAAAAUUUUUCCUUUUAGAUAAUAGAUAAAUUCCAUUGAAUUCACAAAAUAAUAGACUAGUGAUGCCAAUCAAACAUUUCAAAACAAUACAGUUUAAUCCUGCUGACUGAGAGUGUAUGUAUCUGUGAUGUACAUAUAUAUAUUAUAUAUAAAAUAUAUAAUAUAUAUGAAGUUAUAAAAUAUGGAAUCUUUAUUUUAAAUUACUGAAUGUAUAUUACAGGGCCAUGGGAGAGGGAUAUAUGUGUAUCUAGUAAUUUCAAGAUCCCAUUUGAAGUGAAAAUUAAAUUUUUUUGAAAGUUCAGUUGAAAGGGCUAUUUGUUUUUGGUGCCUCUAAAAGGUACUUAGCUAUACUAAAGAACUUAUGCUGUUCUGCAAGAAGAGAUCUGCUUCAUCUCUUAGUCUUGAAAUUUCUGCUCUGUCAGAUCAUUUCCUUUAACCAGUCUAAUCUAAUUUGUGUUAACUUGGCCACGCAGUAACAACUAGUAUCUCUUGGCUUCAGGAAUAAAUUUUCUGUGUAGUAAAACAGUUAUUGUAAGGAGGAGCAAGCUUUAACUUCACAAGUUUUGCUUAACUGGAGGGACAGAGCCUACAUAUCAAGCCAUUGUGAAACAGUGAAUGAUGAAGUUUUGGAUGUUUUGUGUAAUGGGAUAACAGGAGUGACGAUUCAUAUGCAGUAGCUUUCUUUUUUUUUUUUAAAAAAGUUAAUAAUACACUGUGCAGAGUUCAGUGCUUUUUUGACUAAUACUGGCUGUUUUUAUGUUACUGGUCUUUUUUUUUUCUCUUGACUUUGUGUACAACUUUAGCAUAUAAUAAGCAUUUAUAAAUGAAAGAGCUUAACAAAUAUUAAAUGUGUUGCAAACUUACCGUGUGGGAAAGCAAACUGUCAGUGAAUGCAGAAAAUUCAGAAUUUACAGUGGUGAUAAACUGUCUUUCUGUGUCAAAUACCUUUUAAGCAUUUGCUAAUACUAGGAAAAGAUCUAUGUUCACCAGCUAGUACCUACUGCAUGUGUUUGGGAUGUCUUGAGAACACCUUGCAUGAUUUGACUGGUUUCAAUGCAGUGUAAUAUUUCAGUGCUACUGGUGCUGCAAGCUUUCUUUUUUCACACCAGCUUUUCAUGACUAACAAGGACAAAGACUCAUCUGUGUAAAUUGGCCUAUUUUACUUCAUAGGUUCAGGUCUUGAAAUAUUCUUAGGAUAUGUAUUUCAGAUGAAUAGAAUGAGAAAUUAUAACAGGUCCAGUAAUACUGGAUCCAGUUUCUGUUAGUUCAAGCUAUUUCAUUAGUAUAAGAAUAAUGCAAGCUUUAAAGUCGUAGGUAGCUAUCCAACUUUAAUGUUUCAGUCACGAAAAUACUAAAACAAUGAAGUGCAAAUUGAUUCUGAUUAUGAACUUGACCCAAAAAACUCACUGUAUGAGAUUGUUGGAAUUGAAGGAUAGGAAUAAACUUACAGAUACCGGAGAAGACUUCAAAAUAAUGCUAAGUAACAGUUUCCUUUGGUGUAGAUGCAUAUUCUUGAAAGCUCAUAGGUAGAAAUGAACUGUAUUUAAUACUGAAUUGGGCAAAGGAUUGUGUGUAGCUCAGCUUCACAUAGCUUUUGCUGAGGAAUCACACUGUCUUAUGUUUCAGAUUUCACACUGUUCACAGUGGAGUAUGCACUGGAUGAUGCUAGCAUUAAGAUCAGUACUUCUGGAUGUUGCUGUUUUGUUGUUCCACGGAAUGGGAAGGAUGACCCUCUGGUCAUCAGUUUGAUCUGAUUAGGAGGCAGUUUUCUUUGGUUUCAUUUAAUCCUUACAUGAGGCUUACUAAAAAUUAUAACAUAGCAAUAAACAUCUUUGAACUUUUAGGUGACAGUGAAAUGGGAGGAAGUAUAUUGCUGUAGUUGGGAGCAACGCAUUUUAUAACUACCUGAUAUGCUCAAAAGUGACUUUUAAAAUAAAAUAGCAGCCUUGAUAGUCCUGAUUUCCAUGUAUAUUAUGUAAACUAGGUAGUAUCUGCUCAAGUGUUCAGGAAGUUCUUUUAAAACCGCAGCUGGCAAAUGCUUCCCCCCUACACCACCAUCCCCAUAGAGAUUUAUUGGGGAAAAAGCAGCUUACAGAAAUGGAAAAAGAGGUAAAAGAAGACUGAAUGGCUAGUAGUUUUUCUUCAGGAUUCUUGCUUUUUUCUUCACUAUCUACUACAUUUUUGAGAGUUUAGAAGGAAAGAUGCCUUUGAAGUUCAGACCUACCUUUAUCACUCUGGUAAUGUGACUUGUUGGUCUGACUUUUUUUUUUCUUCUGUCCACAGCAUUUUCCUUACAUUACCUACAAAGAACAGACCUGGCUACAUUAGUUAAUAUUUGUAUUCUGAUUUUUGUUCUGUUAUGGGUUUAAAUUAAUUGAUCAUUGCAGGAUUAGUUCCUUUAAAUAGCUUUAAUAACGCCAAAGUCCAGCUGAAAUAGGAACAGACUUACUAGUAGCUUAAAAACUGUUUUUCUGUUGCGAUUGUCCCUGUAGACAAAGUUAGGAUAGUACUAAAUCCAAGUCUUCCAGCAAGAUUCAGUAAAGUCCAAAUGUAACAUUUGGGCUAGAGAAGUUGAAUAGGAAAAGGAGGUGUGACUGUAACAAGCCUGCUCUUCCACUUUGCAGGCAGUAUUCUCAGGCAGCGCUUGUCCUUCUGUGAUACUUUGAGGCGCUAGGAUUUUCCAGGUGUUGAAAGAACUGUGGCAGUUUUUUUCUCUUCCUGUCUUCUCUUGCAUGAGAAGCAAACAUGAGAAAUAAGUAUUAAAUCAGUACAAAAGAAGAUCCUUGUACAGAAGGAUAUGCUUUAGAAAGCUUAUUUCUAUGGCAAUUUUUCUUCAACUUCUGCUAAUCACAAAUACUAGAAGACAAGUGAAUAGAGAUGUGUACUUACCUGAAUUGUAAACUCAUACUCACCACAAAAAAUGCCAUCAAGAUACAUCAGCUAUGCAAGUAGGUAGCAUAACUUUAAUGUAUAGAUAGGUAGUUAGUACGGAGUUUUCAACUAACUUCAAAGGAGCAAUUAAAAUUAUUUUUAUUAUGCUGUAUUGAAGUACAGCUAAAUUCUAAUAGAGGUCUUGGAUUGAAUAGAAAAUUAAAAAGUAUCUAGUGUGAAAACAUAUAAGUCUUUUUGAAGGCUUUACAAGGUAAAAUGUCUUGUGUGUUUUUAUUCUUAAUGGAUUGUUAUGGACAUUGUCUUGUUUUUGGUUUUUUUUUCCAGCAAGAUUUUGAGUAGUUUUGACAUGUUACACAUUGUUUUGGCAUAUGGCACAAUCUGUGCCAUGGAAAUUCACCCUAUAGUUAAUGUUGUCCCUAACAAGUAACUAGGAUAUUCUGAUUGAAGAAUUAAGUUCACAAUGCAAAUGGGCAAUCUUGAAUGAAAACAAGGCCACACGAAAUAGGGCAUUGGCUUGGAGAAGACUUUGUAUUGAAGCUAAGCAAAUUCUAAUAGAGGAAGUCAGUAGCAGGUCCCUUGUAUCAUAAAUUGUAUACUGGAGGUAAAUGCUUACCAUUAUGAGUAAGACUGUUACUUUCAGCAUCUGCAUUCCAAGUCCUAAACCCUAGAUGAUAAGUUAAGAGUAGUCUGGUAGUUGUUCUAAAGAGCAUCUAGGCAACACAUACCAAAUGCCUGAUCCAAUUAAGCAAGCUGAUGCAGGGCAUGCUGUCUGUACUGUGGAGUGAUUUUUGUGCAGCUUUUUAUUCAGAAAGGACUGCUGUGCUUUAUGGCGCUGGCAGUGCGUGUCCUGAAUUGAUGGUAUAUCUAACCUUUAUUCCCAAUGCUAGUCUGAAAGGUUUUCUGCUCUGUGUGAGAGAGAUCAUGAGGCCAAGAUGUUAUUCCAAGGCUGCUUUUACUGAAAUCUGUAUAUGCUGCACUUAUUAACUUUUUCAAGUCUCUCACUGUGUACUGCCAGGAGAGUAAUGCUACACUGGGCACUUCAUGCCAGUGUAUAUGUAUUUUUAUAACUUUGAUUUUAGUGGCAUUUUUAAUGGAAAUUAUUUUUAAUCCUGUUACCAUCAACCAUAUUUUAAUUUUUUAUUAAUAUCAGUGCCUGCAACUAGAAGUCAAAUACUUCUACACUCGACAUUUUUUAAAACUUGAUUUCCAGAGUGGAGUGCUAGCAAGUAUGCAGUUUUAUAUUGAUUUGUGUAAGCCACCUGUAAAUAUCAAACUUUUUUCACUUGCCAUCGAAACAUCAAUCAAGACUAAAGGAGGAAGUUCAGAUUUGCAGUAUUCAACAGCAUCUUAUCCUUAUGACUCUGCUAUUAAAACAAGCAGACACAAAAGCACAGGCAAACAAAAAAGUAGAUUGUAGAAGUAGCUUUCUACGGGCUCCUUAGUCGUUUUUAUUUUAAUGAUGCGCUAAGUAUUUUUUUAAUGCUUGGCUUAAAAUAUCUUCGUAAAGUCAACUUUUUCUCUCUUUUCCUCUCUAUCUGUUCACGAAGGGAACUUUGCUUCCCUUCUAUGCCCUAAUUUUCAAGAAUGGAUAUUUAUUAUAUUUUAGAUUAAAAACCAGAAAAAAUACACAAAAAAUUUUACUUUGAAACUGCAUUUCAUACCUAUGUCAUUAUGUGCCAACAGAGAGUUUUUUGUUUUUGAUGUCUUCAAUCAUUCUCUUGUCCCAUUGUUAUCUUUCUUAUGUGUUGUUAGUACAUAUAGUUUCCUAGGAAUAAUCCACGUGGGGAAACAGUCUGUAUAAGCAAUGCUAGGGCACUUCGUGUAAUGUUACAACUGUUCCAUUUAUGUGACUAAAUACUAAUGUAAGCAUACCAUUAAACAAUUUAAGCCUAAAAAUUCCUAUAAGGUAGACUUGUUACAAAUUACACAGGAAACACCCUCCAAGUUGUAAAUAUCUAAUUUCAAUGUCUCUUGCUGGGUUCAUGCAUAAAUUGUGAUGCUGUUCUGUCUUAAAGAUUCUUUUUCUGUCUUUUUAAGAGAAAAGCACGUAACACUGUAUGAUACUGAACAAAUCUGAGAAUAGAGGGACUCACCAUCCACAGUUUCAGUAUUUGCCAAAUGGAAAAGACUUACAUUUUUAAUGUAAAUUUUAGUUUCCUAUUACUGCUAAAUUACUUCUGAACUAUGAUUUUAUAGUUGGAGCAUUGCAUAGUAUUACAAUUAGUAUGCUUCAUAGUGAAGGUGUUAUCAAAUGGAUGUUGCAUUAUAUAGACCUCUCCUGACCAGUGUUGCAUCGCCUGCUGUUUUAAAAACAAAUUCUCAUUUACUCUGUGCUUUUGGAGUUCAUCAGGACAUAGGAGAGUGCAAUGCAAGUUGGAAAAGCUGAGGAGAUGUUGUAUUUGGGGGAUUGUUGGCACUUUAUAUUCUUUUUUUAAGUCAGUGGGGAUAAUGCUUAGGUGCAAUUACUGCAAAUAAUAAACAAUCUACAGAAAUGUCGUAUUCUUUUUGUGCACCGUAGACUAAAGUGCCUAAACAUGGGUGGUCUGUAGAAGACAUGUAUUAAACUUCUUGCGUGUACCUUUGUGGUCAUUUUGCUAAAUAACAGGUCAGUGUUUGGAAAGAAAAUGCAUGGACUGCUAGUCCUAAAAAGGGGAUAUGAUAAAAAAAAUUCUUUCCAUACAGCUUUUGGUAUAUGGAAUGUCUGUGUAUUUACAGGUUAUUAUACACUGGAGGCAAAUAAGAUUUUGAAGAAAUCUUUUCCAUUUUUAUUACUUUAGUGAUAUUUUAACACCUUUGCCUAGUACCUGAUCGGUAAUGUGACACCCCACUACCAUAUAUGCAUUUGGUUUUCUUCCUUUUUUGUGAUUCAAGGAAAGAACUGGCACAACUUGGAAACAGUUGACUUUAGCAAAGUUUUCUAGCAGCAGCCUUGAUACUGCUUAUGCCCUACUUCUGCAGCUAGUUUUGACCAGGGUAAGUAGCUCUGCUUGAGAUUAGAAAGACUGCGCUGAAGUUCACCACACCUGUAUGGAUUUGGGCUAUAAAAAGAGCUGGAUUGUAAUAUGACUGUCUGGGACUGAGCAAAGAAAAGUCUCCAGUUAUAUGGGCCAAUUUUUAGAAUGCUUUUUGGGUAAUUGAAUAGCGAACUCACCCCUAGUUGUCAGCUACUUCCUUGCCUCUGAAAAUGGUGAGCACUGACAGUGGUAAUCAUCUGGUCUGACUGGGGAGGUGGGGAGGAAAAACUGAGAAGCCUGCCCUUGAGUUAGUUGUCUCUAAAUGUAAAGUGCUUGUAGGCUGAAGUGUUGUUAUAGGUUUAAAUUUACCAAAGGAAGCCUUCCUCCAAGGAAGCCUUAUAAAACCAUUUUGAGCUUUUAGCUCUGAGAAGUGGCUUUAGUAACCUGCGCUGUAUGUAGUACACUGUUGGGGAACACUUGCUCCAGUUAGCACGCUGAACAUUUCCUUACACUGUGUGUAAGAGAUUGUUGCUUGUUAUUUUACUGUAGAGCAUUAAGAAGCUGGUUUUGUCUUGUUUGUAAGUGUUAGCAUAUACCAGGCAGCAUUUUAUUUGUAAAAAUAGUAAAAGUUGGUUUGUCAUCUAGAAACAUAAAACCCUUAACAUCAAUAAAUGCCGUGAGUUGAAGCAAGAUUAUGCUUUAUUAUUCCUCUAGUAAUUCUGGUGAAACGCUAUAAUUUAUAUUUGUUUUUAUAAUGCACACGUUAUUAAAGUUAAAUUUGUGUUUGUUAGGUACUAGUGGUAAUACCACAGCAAAUAAAAAAAAAAACAACUGUGAUAUCUGCUGUGUAUUGAGUGCCCCAUCAACUUGCCUUUGUAAAGCACUGAUCCAUGUGAGACAUUUAAUGUCUACUACAGUUAUGCUAAUGCAAUAUUUAGUAUCCCUACAUGUACUCUGCAUGUUUUUGCAUUUGUGCACUGUAGAAGGAUAAAUUGUUUUUCAAUACGUACUCUAGGCUUAAAAAAGCUUACAUUAUUUUAUAUAGUAUUUCCCAUAUCCAAAAUAGGACAAUUUCUAAAGCCAAAGAUCAAUAAAUGUUUAUUGUCUAUCAGCGUGGGUUUUUUCCUAUUUUGUAUAAUACAUCCCACUUCUUUAAAUGUACAGUAUCUCUAGACUUGCCAAGAAACAUAUGGUAGCCAAACUUCUCUGUUUCUAUACUAGCCUAAAUUAUCUUAUUUAGAAAUACUUGAGUAUAUUGUUUCCCUCCUCACUGCUCGGGAUGCAGCAGAAUAAUUUUCCCCCAUCCACACCCACCAUCAAAAAUGCAGACUGUCUUAAUCAUGCAAAUAGCUAUUUACCCGUCAAGAACCACUUAGAUUUGCUACAAACACUAUGGUCUUUUCUAAUUGUGUCAUCAUAAUAGCAUCAAGAAGCAGUAGGUUUGAAGUGAUGUUUUGUAACCUUUCUGGGUUUUUAAAAAUAUUUUUGGAAUAUUGAUUAUGCAUGAAUUUUUGUUCCAUUCAUGCACACAUUGCUACACGUUAAAUGAAUGAUGCCAAGCUGCUCAAGUAGUUUUUCAGCAAAACAUCCUUGAGAAAGCAAUCUCCUGUAAUCUACAAGCAAAGCUGUACCAAAAAAAAGCACUUCAAUUAUAAUAGAAAGUGUUGCUACAGAGAAAUGCCCCACAGUCCCAAGGACAGUUUUUGAGCAAGGACAUUUUGUUAUACUCUGCAAGCAUCAAAAUGCAUUGCACAGACUGACCGUGAAAGCUUCCCAAAGCUAUAUGUAUUAUUUGCAGUUCUGUAAUAUAUAUAUAUAUAUAUUGUCAUAUAUAUAUAUUACCAGAAGCUUUGAAAAAGAUGGCAAUUGGAAAAAUUGGAAUUGGAUUGGAAGUGGGGAGUAUGCAUUUAAAAAUACACAAGGUAUCUGAGCUAUAAGACCUCCUCCUGGAAAAGAUCACGACAUUGCAGAGAGCAGCGUGAGAUAAGAUCAUGGCUAGGAGGAAGGUAAUGAGCUGUGGUGGGAUUUGUGUGUAUGCUUGGUUUGGUUUGAUUUGCAGAAACUAAGAACAGCACUCUUAGCCAUUUGGUUUCUCCAUACAGCCUGAAGCAUCAGUUUCAGUCCCUAAAACUGCAGUAGAAUGGAUGUUUUGUCUGGCAUGUAUAAACACUUAAAGGUUUUUAUGGACUGUAAUUCCCAUUCACAUAAUCCAUUGAUUCUCAUAUGCUGCUUGAAGUUAAUCAGUGAGCACCAAUGCAGUGUAGGUGGUCCUCAAGGUUUACUCUAGGCUAGGUGUCUGCGCCUUAUGAAGUUAGUUGUGUUUAACCUUCAGAAUGUCUUCAGCUGGAGCCAAAAUGGGUAAUUUAGGCUGUUAACUCCACAGCGUCUUACCUGUGUGUGCACCAUGACCAGGAUAAGUUCUCUAGUGCCGUGCAGCUCAGACAAUCAAGCAGCUGUCUGGAAGAUCCAGCCAUCUAUCCUUGAAGAGAACAAGAGUGGUGUCUGCUCUACUCUUCCAGCUGCUUGCCUGCUCUGCAGCAGAAGGCUGCUGUAGGACUCUCUGCAGCGUGUUCCUGCAGCAGAAGUGAACCUGUGCUUUCAAGAGUUUAAUGAAGCCCUGAUUCUGAACCCACAAGGUUCACAUUGCCCAAAGCCCAACUCAUCCAGAAGGACUUCAGUGAGGAAGGCAAGCAGAGCUGUCUUCUGCUGUAAAACGCAAACAAUGCAUUGUCCACUGCUCAGUGGAACAUCUGAGGGACUGCCCAGCUUCCUAAAACUUACUUUUAGCAGUAUUAGCAGUAUUGUGUGGAAGCAUGCUCCAGACAGGACAGCAAGCACAUAGUUCCUGUCUGGUGGCACCUGCUUUGGGCAGGACUAGGGAAGCAGUGAGGGAGGAUGCUUCUGCUCUGAGUCAGAUUAUGAAGAAUUUGCAAAGAAGUUACAAUUAUUGUCAGACUGUUGUCUGGAGAACUGCAACAGGAACUCGGCAGAGGCAGGGAGACGGCCUUUGUGGAGGAAUGUUCUGCACAAGCAAAGGGUGAUGCUUGAAGAGCUCCAACAACUGGAGCUACCUGGAAGAAUGGUGGCCAAAACGGUGUUUCUGUGGUGUUACCGACUCACCUUCCUAGGGAAUGAAAGGGCCCCUUCCUCUCCCAAACCUCAUGUAUGGGCUAUUUCAUGUAAGUAGGAAGUAGUGCAUCAUCCUAGCUCUGGAAGUGGGUGAGCUCUGCAAUAUUUCUUGCUGCUUGUAAGACCUGAGUGCUCGAAGAUGUCUCUGGAACACCGUUUGCUGAGGAUCAGCAUUUUGCUUUCCCGGUGGUGCAGCCUUAAUGGGUCUGGGAGCAAGGCUACUUUGUUGAUGGCAUAUGGGGCCACAGGUCAAUUCUGUUGCUCUUGAAAGUUGAAAGGAAAACAAAACAUCCUUCUUUCUGAAUUAUGAAUCUCACAGACUUCUUUCGGUGACUCUGGAUAGAUAAGUAACCCAUGCCUAGCAUUUCUUCCCACCUGUCAAACUUGAGCACACUUUUUCAGUGAGUGCAGAACUAGUGUGAUUUAUGUUUUUAUGGAUGUGUAGCAUGCUAGUCCUCCGUUUUUCAUAAAUUAGAAGAAAACAGGUUGUUGGUUGGAGAUGGGUGUAGCUGCUUUUUUAGGAGUACAGGGGCCCUGUUGCUUCCCAUUCAUUUGGGUUAUGUUGGUAGAAGGAGUUAACUGCGAGUUUUGGUCCUGAAACCCAUUUCUCUUCCUCAUCUAAGCCUGUACUGUUAUACCCUUACCAUCUUCCUGCUAUCAGCUCAGUCAGAAGGAUACAAGAGAAAAUGAGUAUUUUGUUCUGCCUGUGAAAAGCCUACAAAUGCUGCUGAGGACUUCAGGACAAGAAAAAUGAUCAGUGGGAAAAGUGAGAACCCUCUGCAGUGUCAAGAGAAUUCAGAGGGUAAAAUACUUGAAGGCAGAAUAAAAGCUGCAUGGGGGAGGGCUCUUUCUUUUUAGAGCCAAGACAGGACAGGAACUAGAAACUGGAGCCUGGUGCUAGGUAAAUUAGAGCAGUAAACAAUGCAGUUGUAACAGUCACUAAUUACAUCACAACCUGAAGUGGUCAGUUCUCCACGGGGUUUCUUCAGACAUCCUCUCUAUAAGCUGCUUUAGGUAAGCAAGUUAUUGCUCGUCAUGUAGGGGUUAUCAAUGGAAGGUAAAGGAACCAGAGGACAGAUGACUGUGUUAGUUUUCCACUAAAGAUUGGGAUUUGGGGGCUUUUGCAUUGGCAUUGCUAUAGCUGGAUGCCACACGGCUGAGAGGGGAUAUGCAUUUCUUCACCACAUCUGUAAUCUGGACUACAUGUUGCCAUGUGUAUAUUACACGCGGUCUUUCUAGUAGAAUAAUGAAUGUCUUUGAGUAGAAAACUAUCUUGGGGAUUCUUUUUCUAAAAGGUGCUGAAUCUCCCUGCAUGCCAAGAGUAGAGCAGAAUGCUUCUCUUACAGCACUGGGAGCCUUUGCUUGAACUUUUCGUUCCAAGGUUCCACAUUUAUGAUACAGGCUUUUCCGGAAAAAAACCUUCUCAAUACCAGCUGCCAUUUGGUACUGGAUAGUUCCGAGAUGUUUUUCUCCUGAACUGUUGCAAGACAAGUAUUUCCUGGUUUUGUAUUUAUGUAUUUCUCUUUUCUCCUCGAGUGUACUUGGCACUUUGGCUCAUUUAUUUAGUGGUUACUACUUCUAAUUUCAGACCCUUUCUCCCAGUCUGUUAGUUACCUUAAAUUCAGAGUAACAGUAACUUGGGUCCAUUAGAUGUAGGUUGUGUUUUCUGUUCAAAUAUACUAACAGUAAUGAGAUUGCUGAAGCAUUUUGUCCUUAUAGGAACAUGCACACACAUACAUAUAUAUAUAUGACCAGUGCAUAUGUAUUUGUAUAUGUAUACAGCUAUGUUUUUUACAUAUAGACACCAUACUGCUCCAUACUCCUGCCUUAACAGCAAAAUGCUCUUUCGCACUGGUGUGUACCUGCUUUGUACUCUUAAUCCAUCUAUUCUGGUUUGCUUAGAAAAUUUCAUGCCACAUUUCCUCACAGGCCUUAGUAAACAGAAAGGUUAAGGCACAGCCUGGCAGCUCGCUUAAUUUCCCAUUGAAGCAGCAGACAGCUAUUCAUCUCUCCUUCUGACUUCCCUCGUCCCUUGGAUGUCCUUAGCUCUGCUUUCGUCCCAGGCUGCCCCUGCACAGAACGUGUGAAGUCACGCUGCUGCCUUCUGUAAAACCCUGCAGUCUGCAGCCCCCAGCACUCCUGAUUUUAUUGACACAAAACAAAACUGUUCUGAAAGAAGUCAUCCUAUUGCAGGGCCAAUAGUUGCCUUCAGUGUGAUAUAUUUUUUUAAUGAGGUUUUGAUUAAUAGUAAUAAUAAUCUGUGUGCUCCGAACUUGUUGACAACAGAAAGCGCUGUAGGUAUUUUUCUCUGCAUUGCAGACCUGUGCCAGGGAAGGAAGCAGCCUUUUGUGGAAGGCUGAGUAGGAACCAAUAUGCCCAAAGUCUCCUACGUUGUCCUGACAGCGCAGGUCAGAACAGCCGUCCUGAAAGCCACAUGUUUGCUUAACUGACUUAGUAGCGUUUCUGCUCUUUAAAACAUUAGGUUAUGUUAAGAUCCCUCCAAAAAGACUGAGAAAAAAAGAUUUGAACUGACCAGCCAUGUACUGCUUAUAUAAAAUAAUCUUUCUUCAAAUUUUAUUUGCUCUCUAGUUCUGUUUUUACUUCCACUUUCGAUUGAACUGCGUAAAAGUGUAUUUUUUUUUUUUUGCAAGCUCUUUGCUGUGAGAGGAGUAUUAUGUCUGAGAAAAUGACUGCAGUAAGCCUUUCACAUAAAAACAUUUUGUAUACUUAAUAAAAAAUAAAAUUGUCAAAACAUUGAAA